Xyrichtys novacula (pearly razorfish) is the source of this 846-nucleotide messenger RNA. The record is from the annotation of a GenBank genome assembly. Lineage: Eukaryota; Metazoa; Chordata; Actinopteri; Labriformes; Labridae.
AUGCUUGGCGUAACGAAGAACAUCUGGCAAACAGUGAGCAGCUAUCUGGAGGAUAGGAGGCAAAUCGUCAAAUGGGGAAACCAUCUCUCCAAGCUGCAGGCAGUUUUAGCUGGUGUUCCUCAAGGUGGGGUUCUAUCCGCUCUCCUGUUUGUUCUCUGCAUGAACUCUCUCAUGGGAUCCCUGCCGGGCCAGAUGCAAGCAGCUGUUGACGCAGUUACAGCCUGGGGCCAGACCUACUGCCUUUCAGCCAAUGCUGGGAAGACUAAGGACAUAGUUAUUAGUUUCAGGGAGCCUCAAAAUAGACCAAUUUCCCCUCCCAUAGUUUUGAACAACCAGGCUGUAGAGAGGGUGGAUACAUUCAAGCUCCUUGGAAUCCAGUUGUCCUCUGACCUGAAAUGGGAUGCACAAGUUCAGUCUAUGCUGAAGAAGGCUCAGCCACGGGUUCAUUAUCUGAGUGUGGCCAAACGGGCACAGCUCCCCCCAGAUGUGCUGGCCCAGGUAUAUGUGACCUUCAUCAGACCAGUGCUGGAAUAUGCUUCACCUGUCUGGGCCAGCCUACCAAAACACCUGAUCCAGGAACUGGAAAGUCUGCAGAGACGGUGCUGCUGCAUCAUUGGGAUACCAACUGACUCCUUUCCCACUCUGGAGGCGAGGAGAGAGGAGGCUACCCUGAGGGAGUUCAAUCGGCUGCUGAAAGAUGGGACCAGUCCAAUGAUCCAGAGCCUGUCUACAAAUUCAAGCCACUACACAUUGAGAAAUGGAAGGACACUCACACAACCUGGGAGUCACACAAAAAGACAUCAGAUGUCGUUCCUCCCAAGAGCCUACAAGCUGUACCAGAAGUAA